This is a messenger RNA of Botrytis cinerea B05.10, 1455 nucleotides long. RefSeq lists its product as hypothetical. Bases 503 to 1090 code for a protein of 195 amino acids. The transcript has 4 exons. The record is from RefSeq and is a predicted model, not a curated record. Lineage: Eukaryota; Fungi; Ascomycota; Leotiomycetes; Helotiales; Sclerotiniaceae.
GAAGUAAUUGAAAUUAGUAAACGAAAGGCUGGAAGGAAAAUAGAACAGCCAUGUCUACCCAAGAAGAUGCAAAGUUGCAAUUACUAGUUCGAUGUCUGUCUAAAAAGAUCUACUCACGCUACCAGAUGCCGUUUAAAGGCUAGCUGGCUUUGCACGUUACAAUCUGCAAUUUAUAACUUACUACUCUCGAGCUACUUGCUACUUACUUCUUCUUAGUCAAGGCAAAUUCUGCUGCAGGGAAUAGCUUUCCGCCACCGGACGUAUCAACGGUGAUAGACCUCUUUUCUGUAUUGAGGCCGAGGAAGAUCAAUAAAAUCACUCAGAUUAUUGGUUCCCGAGUAAUUCCAUACCCUCGUUGAACCUAUAAGAUAAAGCUUGUCCCCUUCUCUUUUGAUUCAACAACAAAGUUACAUCGCACAUAAAAAAAACUUCAGUCUUUCUCUCUAUACCACUUUACUUCAACAACACAAUUUUCGUUUCACGAGCAAUCGUCAACGCAAACAUGCAAUUCACAUACGCUGCCAUUUCUGCUCUUCUUGCCUCAGUGGCUUACUCCCAGACUGUCGCUAGUGAAGUGGCACAACUUCCAUCUUGUGCCCUUGCCUGCUUGUCAACAGCUUCCAGUGGUGCUGGAUGCAGUAUUACCGAUUUUGCAUGCCAAUGUGGUGAUGCCAAAGAUGCUAUCACUAAGGCUGCCACUCCAUGUAUCGCAGCUGGAUGUUCUGCCGCUGAUACUUUGAGCACUCAAAAAAUCACUACCGAAAUCUGUGUUCUUCAAGCAGCUGCCGGUUCAUCAGGCUCCUCGGCCGCCGCCUCUUCCACCCAAGCAUCAUCUUCAUCUGCAAGCGAUUCAGCCUCUUCAUCUGCAGUCAGCAACAUUUCCUCAAUCGGUAGCUCUAUUGCCAGUGGGGCUUCUUCAACCGCAUCUUCAAUUCUAUCAUCCGCCUCAUCUGCUGCUUCCGGCGCUGGCUCUUCUGCUACCUCUGCUUCUUCUUCUGCUGCCGCUACAGUUUCUACUGCAGCAGGAAACAGAGUCAAUGCUGCCGGAGCGAUUGUUGGUGCUGGAUUCUUGGCCGCUUUCGCUUUGUAAACAGUCAGCUCGUAUGGGACAUCAUGAUAAGGCAAAAUUAUAUAUGUAAUUAGACUGGAAUGGGAUCAUUGAGAUGAGAGAUAGGGGUUAUGGAUUUUAUCGAGAUAAAUAAUGUCUUUCGAUUCUUUACACAACUUUGCUUGACGGGGAAAAAGGGAAGAGGAAAAGGCAAGGUUGCUGGACUUAUUAUCAAAAUUAUUAUUCUAAUGAAUAACGCAUUAUUGCUGUUCAAUCGCUUCAGCAAUAAUUAGCUUAGACAUAAUGCUAUCAAUCUGAAUAAAAUCAAAUCAAACAAAAUCAAAUACAAUCAAUCAAUUCAUAACUGUCAAAUGAACUCAAAUUACAUCACGUCAAAAAAUCUCGCA